This is a messenger RNA of Protopolystoma xenopodis, 726 nucleotides long. Lineage: Eukaryota; Metazoa; Platyhelminthes; Monogenea; Polystomatidea; Polystomatidae. The record is from the annotation of a GenBank genome assembly.
AUGAAUCUGCAGAGUCUCAGGUCUGUUGUCCAGUUUGUCUUUCCUUGCCACUUUGAUGUGUUGUGCCCAUUAUUGACAAUGUCGACUACAAAUGUACAAAGGAUCAAAGAUGUCUCUGUCUUUAUUGGGCCAAAUCGUCUUCUCUUUCGUCCUGUUUUCGCCUUAAACACAGUCGCGGACUUCGUCGCCUCUCCGGCCAGUCGAGCCUUCUUCGCGAAUGCGGGUUUGUUGGUCACCCACGACGGCGACGGCGACGGCGACGGCGACGGUGGGUCCCGAGGCCGAGACGUUGUCCUCCGGUUGGCCGGCAGGGCCGAUGGGCGAGAAGGCGGACGGAGCCGACGAGACAAGACGUGGCAGCCGGGCGAGUGGAUUCAUCACGAGGAUGAGCCAACAGUUGGACGUACACCGAGUUCAGUCGGCCGCGCUGCAGAACCUGCCCAAGGGCGCGGUACCAAUCCUGCCUAUCCUCAUGCCUGUCGCUGCCCCGACGACCGACAAGACGGCCGCUCUGCCUCCCCCAGCCAAGGAUGUGAGUGGUACAGCCAGCCGACUCGCUUUUUGACCCGCAAUUCACACAUUUGUGCCCCUCUUUGCCACUCUCCUCCACGAAAUUACGACCUAGGAAUCACACUUUGGGGAGACAUCUGCCUCGUGGAGGAUAUUAUCUCCCAGCUGACCGACACGAUGACGAAACCUCGACGCAUAAAUGCUCUUCUGCUUUAG